AUGGAACUUGCAAGAGUAAGAGAGUAUAGGUACAAAACUGAAAAGGGUUUGCAGGUCCCUGAACCAUCUGGUGCCUUGCCACUUAUAGGCCAUCUUCAUCUACUAGGGGGCCAAAAGACGCUUGCUCGAACAUUGGGUGCCAUGGCAGAUAAAUAUGGUCCCAUCUUCACAAUUCGAAUGGGAAAGCACCGUAUAGUUGUGGUUACCGAUCCUGAGGCAGUCAAGGAGUGCUUCACAACAAAUGAUAGGAUUUUAUCGUCGAGGCCAAGAUCAAGUCACGGAGAGUACCUAAGCUACAAUUAUGCGGCAUUUGGUUUCGCAAAUUCUGGUCCUUUUUGGCGUGAAAUGCGUAAGAUAGCUGCGAUCCAACUCCUUUCCAGCCAUAGGCUCAAGUCGUUGAGGCAUGUUCAGGUCUCAGAGGUGAAUACCUUGAUCAAGGACAUGUACUUGCUUGGUAAGAGCAAUAAGCAAGUCUCCUCCAAGAUAGUGAUUAGUGAAUGUUUUGAGCGAAUGACAAUAAAUAUGAUCACAAGAAUGAUCGCGGGGAAGAGAUAUUUCAGUAGUGCUAAAACUGAAAAUGAAGAAGAAGGGAAGCGUAUUGGAAAACUCAUGAAGGAGUUCAUGUAUAUUUCCGGUGUCUUUGUCCCUUCAGAUUUAAUUCCUUUUCUAGGAUGGAUGAACAAGUUUCUUGGAUCAGUGAAAACUAUGAAGCGUCUUUCGAGGGAACUGGAUUCCCUUAUGGAAAGUUGGAUUCAAGAACAUAAAUUGAAGAGGCAUGAGAGUAUUGAUGGCUCCAACAAAACGGAAGACUUCAUAGACGUGAUGCUAUCCUUACUGGAUAAUAACAUGUUUGGCUAUUCCCGUGAAACAAUUAUAAAGGCAACAGCAAUGACUCUGAUCAUAGCAGGUGCCGAAACCACAUCUAUCGCUUUGACAUGGAUCUUAUCCAAUUUGUUGAACAACAGACGCUCAUUGCAGCUUGCCCAAGAAGAGCUAGACCUCAAAGUUGGCAGGGAAAGAUGGGUGGAGGACUCUGAUAUUGGGAACUUAGUGUACAUCCAGGCCAUUAUUAAAGAGACGCUGCGCUUGUACCCACCAGGUCCCUUGUCAGUUCCACAUGAGGCAACAGAAGAUUGUUGCAUUGCCGGAUAUCACGUACCAAAGGGCACUCGUUUGUUUGUGAAUCUAUGGAAGCUGCAUCGGGACCCAAAUACGUGGUCUAAUCCUGAUGAAUAUUUGCCAGAAAGAUUUCUCACAGAACAAGCAAAUGUAGAUGUUUUAGGUCAACAUUUUGAGUUGAUUCCAUUUGGCUCCGGGAGACGGUCUUGUCCAGGUAUCACAUUUGCAUUGCAAGCGAUGCACUUGACGCUUGCCAGGUUGCUUCAGGGUUUUGACAUGAAAACACCUACUGAUGGACCAGUGGACAUGACUGAAGGAUUAGCUAUAACCUUACCUAAGGCCACUCCGUUGGAAAUUCACGUCAUCCCACGCCUCUCGCCUGAACUCUACGAGUGCUAA
This is a messenger RNA of Dovyalis caffra, 1518 nucleotides long. NCBI's taxonomy places the organism in Eukaryota, Viridiplantae, Streptophyta, Magnoliopsida, Malpighiales, Salicaceae. The record is from the annotation of a GenBank genome assembly.